AUCGGAACUACACAUAACCUCUUUUGGGAUGUUUAUGAGGGACAUCACUUACGUGCAGUGUGUUUAUUAGUACGUUUUACUGUUUUUAGCAGUUACCGAAGUUAUAAAGUUUUAAAUAUAAAGUGGUUGACUUUAAAUAUGGAAAGUGAAAAAUAUUUAGUUGAAAAACAAAUUUUUGAAACUAAGCUUUUUAAAUUAAUUGAAAAUAGUGGCGCUAAUAAUUUUACCACCGUACUAACUGUUGAGCAUUAUUUAAGUAUUUUAAAUCAAGUAAAGAACAGCAUGUCAAAGAAAGAGACGAAGGAAAAACUAAGUUGUCAAGAUUAUAGGCGUUUGAAUAGAUUUGAAAUUCUAAGAAUUGGUGAUAAAGAGAAAAUUAUUGCAAAACGAAAGAAUGAUGAUGUGGUUUCUAUUAGGUAUUAUUGCGAUGUUACGGAGGUACACGGCAUUUUAGAAAAAGUUCAUAAAGAUACUGGCCAUAAAAGAAGAUUAGGAAUGGAAAAAGAAAUUGCUAAGAAAUAUUGUAAUAUUCCCAGAAGUGUCAUUGAAGAGGAUUAGUAGUAAAACCAAUAAUUUCUACAGGAUUUAAUAAAAGGGGACAAAUUGAUCUUAUUGAUAUGCAAACAGAACCGGAUGGCCCUUAUAAGUUUAUCAUGAAUUACCAAGACCACCUCACAAAAUUUGUGUUUUUAAAACCUCUAAAAACUAAAAAGGCAGAAGAAGUAGCAUAUAACUUGAUGGAUA
Molecule: messenger RNA, 744 nt
Organism: Onthophagus taurus
Lineage: Eukaryota; Metazoa; Arthropoda; Insecta; Coleoptera; Scarabaeidae
Source: RefSeq, a predicted model, not a curated record